UCUCCGGUGGUCGGGGGCUUCCGGCUGCAGCGGACCCGACUGUGAGCGGCGACACCGGCGGCGGGGGACCGAGGAAGGGUGUUGCCAUGGUGAUGGCGGUGGAGGACAGCAAGGUGCGGGUCGUGGUGCGGGUCCGGCCCCCCACCCCGCGGGAACUGGAGAGUCAGCGGCGGCCUGUCGUUCAGGUGGUGGACGAGCGGGUGUUGGUGUUUGACCCUGAGGAGCCCGAUGGGGGCUUCCUGGGCCUGAAGUGGGGCAGUACCCAUGAUGGCCCCAAGAAGAAGGGCAAAGACCUGACAUUUGUCUUUGACCGGGUCUUUGGUGAGACGGCCACCCAACAGGACGUGUUCCAGCACACCACCUGCAGCGUUCUGGACAGCUUCCUCCAGGGCUACAACUGCUCAGUGUUUGCCUAUGGAGCCACUGGGGCAGGGAAGACACACACCAUGCUGGGAAGAGAGGGGGACCCCGGCAUCAUGUACUUGACCACCAUGGAGCUGUACAGGCGGCUUGAGGCCCACCAGGAGGAGAAGCGAUUCGAGGUGCUCAUCAGCUACCAGGAGGUGUACAAUGAGCAGAUCCACGACCUCCUGGAGCCCAAGGGGCCCCUUGCCAUCCGCGAGGACCCCGACAAGGGCGUGGUGGUGCAAGGACUUUCCUUCCACCAGCCAACCUCAGCCGAGCAGCUGCUGGACAUGCUGACCCGGGGAAACCGCAACCGCACGCAGCACCCGACUGAUGCCAAUGCUACCUCCUCCCGCUCCCAUGCCAUCUUCCAGAUCUUCGUAAAGCAGCAGGACCGGGUUCCAGGUCUGACUCAGGCCCUUCAAGUGGCCAAAAUGAGCCUGAUUGACCUGGCUGGUUCGGAGCGGGCGUCUAGCACCCACGCGAAGGGGGAGCGGCUCCGGGAGGGUGCCAACAUCAACCGUUCUCUCCUGGCCCUCAUCAACGUCCUCAACGCCCUGGCCGACGCAAAGGGCCGUAAGUCUCAUGUGCCCUACCGGGACAGCAAACUGACCCGUCUGCUCAAGGACUCCAUCGGGGGCAACUGUCGCACAGUGAUGAUCGCUACCGUCAGCCCCUCCAGUCUGGCCUACGAGGACACAUACAACACCCUCAAGUAUGCCGACCGGGCCAAAGAGAUCAAGCUCUCGCUGAAGAGUAAUGUGAUCAGCCUGGACUGUCACAUCAGCCAGUAUGCCACCAUCUGCCAGCAGCUGCAGGCUGAGGUGGCUACCCUGAGGGAGAAGCUCCAAAUGUACGAGGCAGGAGCCCAGGCACCACCCCAAGGCCCCCCGAAGUCCCCCAGAUCCGGCCCUCCCCAGCAUGCCCUUCCCAGUUGCCCCUCACCAUCCCGCCUUCCCAGCCAGCCCUGCAACCCAGAGCUCCACCGAGGGUCUGCAGUGCUUCCAGAGGAGAGCCUGCGGCUAGAGGAGGCCCAGGUGGGGAGGACCAGGGAAAGGAACUCUCCAGACUGGGAGCUGCCCCCAGAGGACCAGGACGCAGACCCAGCUGAGGAGGUUGCAAUCCAGGUACCAGAGCAGACCCUCAGACACCCGCUACCAAGGUCCCCUGAUCUGACCCUGCAGCCCAAGCCAGACACGGGCUGCUUCUCACCACAGAACUUGGGCAGGGACCCUUCUAAGCAGUUGGCCCUGAAGGUGCUGUGCCUGGCGCGGCGGCAAUACUCCCUGCUCCAAGCAGCCCACCUGCUGACCCCUGACAUGAUCACAGAGUUCGAGACCCUGCAGCGGCUGGUGCAAGAGGAGAAAGCUGAGCCCGGAGCCGAGGCCUCGGGCCCACCUGGCCCAGCCAGGGAGGCACCUCUGGAGCUGUGCUCAGAGUCAGGGUCUCCAGGAUACUCUGGCCCCGUGACCCGGACCAUGGCAAGGCAACUGAGUGGCCUCAUGCACACUCUGGGGGUCCUCCCAGGGCCCGACCGCACCCCAGCCCAGCGGCCCACAGAGAAGAAGAGGAGGAGGAGACCGAGCCCCUCCAAGCCAGACAGCCCCCCAGCCCCUAAGCCGGGGACCAAACGCCAGCGCCAGUCCUUCCUGCCCUGCCUGAGGAGGGGGUCCCUGCCUGAGGCUCAGCCUUCACUCGGGCCCACCACCCCCAAAGGGGGAAAGGCCCCCUCUUCCUGCCACUCCCCUCGCAUCUGCCCAGCCACCGUCAUCAAAAGCCGGGUGCCCCUGGGCCCUUCUGCUGUGCAGAACUGCUCCACCCCUCUGGCCCUGCCCUCUCGGGACCUCAACGCCACCUUUGACCUCUCCGAGGAGCCCCCCUCAAAACUGGGUUUCCUUGAAUGCGCUGGCUGGGAGAAUGUCCCCCAGGAGCCGAGCAGGUUGGAUCAGCCUUUCAUCCCCAGAGCAGGCCUGUCACUCAGCUGUCAGCCCAGGCCGAGUGAGGCAGGGAGAGGAAUCCACCUCGAAGUAGGAAGAAACCUCAGAGGUCAUCUUAGCCAACCUCCCCACCCGCCAAGCAGGGGGCUGGGGGGAGGAGGCGCUGGCACCCUUUUCUGGUUCCCUCUGACCUGCCUUCCUUUACCUCCCUCCCUCCCGCAGCGGCCCUGUGCCCCUGUUCACCAUGAAAGGCCCCAAACCAACAUCUUCCUUCCCUGGGAGCUCAGCCCGCAAGAGGAGGCGCAUUGUGAGUUCCUCAGUCUCCCACUCCCUGGGAGCGGCCCGAGGCCGCAGCCGCAUCGCCCGCCUUCCCAGCAGUACCUUGAAGAGGCCAUCUGGGCCCCUCGCAAUCCCAGAACCCCCCUCCAGCCCCCGCUGCCCGGGUAACCAGAGGAGCCAGCAGGAACUGAUGGGGAUUGGGGGAGCCCUGUCAUCUGGGAGCUCUGUGGCCAAGGUGUCCUGACCCGCCGGCCCCUCGUGGUCUCCGGAACCGCCUGCGCCGAGAGUCCUGACCUGCCUUCCUCACCUCGUAGCAAUUAAUGGCAACACCCUCUUCCUUUAUUAACACUCCUCACCAGCCAUUCAUUUUGCUACCUGCCCUCUUUAUCAAUCUCUUGUUAUACUCAUUUUCUCAGCUUGCAUAUAUUCAUCUUGAGUGUUAACAUGUUGCUAUUUUAAAGGUGCAACCACCUUACCUCCUCUAGUUCAUAACACUCUCCAUGCGACCAGGUGGCCUUGGGGGACUUGCCCCCACCCCCCCCCCAACAGAGAGCUCUGUGCAGUCACGGCCGCUGUGCAAUGAAGAAGGGGCGAGGAUGGAAUGGGAUGGGAUGGGGUGGGUAGUGGUGGGGGCUCCCAGCCUGUCUCUCCCUGGUGUGUGAGAGAGGGAGGCACCGUCAGCCUCCUCCCUGCAGCCCGGAGCAGAAGCCCCAGCCCAGGGUGCCAUCCUAGCGAUGAUGCAGAUGAUAGUAGUGUUUUGAUUUCUAAAUGAAGAUAGCUUUAUUGUGUUGUACCCUGUUGCAAACAGGAUGCACACUCAGUAUAAAAAGAAGCGUAAAGAAGAAAGGGAAAUUCAGCCUUCAUGCUACCACCUAGAUGUAAGAGCUGUUAAUACUCGGCUUUAUAUCCUCUGAUCCUUUAUUUCUGCAUAUAUACAUAUAUAUGUACAUGUAGAUAUAGAUCUAUUUUUUUAUCAUAAUGAUUA
Messenger RNA from Hyaena hyaena (striped hyena), 3606 nucleotides. It is a transcript of the gene KIF18B, whose product is annotated as kinesin family member 18B. The transcript has 16 exons. The record is from RefSeq and is a predicted model, not a curated record. Gene Ontology annotation, biological process: microtubule-based movement. NCBI's taxonomy places the organism in Eukaryota, Metazoa, Chordata, Mammalia, Carnivora, Hyaenidae. The coding region runs from base 87 to 2789 and encodes 900 amino acids. Gene Ontology annotation, molecular function: ATP binding; microtubule motor activity; microtubule binding.